CGCGUCGCGGAGACCACAUCGCGGCGAGGCACUCGCGCGAGAAUGGAGAUGCCAGCGAGUGCACGGUGUAAAAUCGCCAAUCGGGGACACACGGUCUCUUGAUACGUCGGAACAGCGCGAGAUCGGAUCCGAUCGAUAAGAGAGAGAUGAUGCUGGCGAAUAAGACGAUCGAGCGGAAAGAUGAAGCGCGAAUACGCAACUCGUUCUCGCCUCGCGACCGACUUUCAUGCUUUCGUGCUGUUGUUCGUGAGAGCUCGACUCGUUGAGCACGCGUGUUCCCCGCUGUCCGAUCGAAUCGGGAUCGUCCGCUCGGCAUUCGUUCGCUGGCUGAUCGCAGAUGCGCCGAUGAGGCGGCUCGCGUUUCUAAACCCAUCUACCGUUCCCUCGCUUACGUUUACGCUUAAUCCGGCAGCGAGACGAUCACUUUACUACGCAAAUUUCUUUACGGCACAUUCAGGCAUAGCAUGGAGCUUUCGAUUCCCAUCUAUGGAUACUCUGCAGAACUUAGGUACCAGCGGCCGACGGCGCAAGCGAGACGGCGGCUUGGCAUCGUCGGACUCGUGUAAGGAUCUCCGGCAGAAGAGACACACGAUACACCUGCAGCCGGAAGUGAUCAUCCAGAAGGAGCCCUGCUUGAUCGUGACUCCGCCGUCACCUGAUCAUCUCGCCGGGAGCAGGCCAGGGACACCGCUGGGAGACGGCACGGGCGGCGCGAGGGAGAAUCGCCACGCAUGUCCUCGAAGUGAGCGGGACUCGCCCUCGACGAAGGCGCCGGAGAGCAACAACAACCAGUCCCCGCCAAUGGAGCCGCCCGAGGAGUCCACCCGCAAGCUCCUGGAGAGAGAGCUGCGGCUGCUCGAUCCGCGAGAUUUACGAUCGCACGCGUGGUACCACGGCAGCACGCUGCGCGGCGGCCGAAAAGGCGCGGAGGCGGAAGUGCCGAACGACGGGGAUUUCUUGGUGCGCGACUGCGCCUCCCAGCCCGGCAAUUACGUCCUCACCGUGCGAUGGAAAGGCCAACCGCUUCAUUUCGUCAUCAAUCGGGUCGUGAUUCAGCCGGACACGGUGUACGAGAGAGCGCAAUACCAGUUCGAGGAUGAGGCCUUCGACACAGUCGCUGACCUCAUCACUUUCUACGUCGGCAGCGGCCGGCCGAUCAGCCAAGCGAGCGGGGCACGCAUCGUCACCCCGAAGCCGAGAACGGUCCCGUUGACGUGCGUCGCCGGGCCCACGAGUAACCAGCACUGCUCUAGUCCUUCGUCGUCCUCCCUGUCCACCGGAUCGCCGCCCCGUCUACCCAGGAAGCAGCAGCGCAGUCACUCACUGACCGCUCAACACCACGGCAUCGAGCAGCACGCCGUUCGAGAGGGCAACCAGCAAACGACACCGCAGUUACCUGUCCAGUCCAGCACCCUACCGCGAGUACCGCCUAUUCAGAACCAACCGCCCUCCUGCUCCCUGUCCCUCGGUCGCCAGAAGAUCACCCGGGUGAUAUCAGACUCGGCGUUGCAGCAACAGCAACAACAGCAGCAGCAGCAGCAGCAGCAACCACCGCCGAGUCUGAAUCAUCAGAAUACCCUGAGCACGGCGCCGCCCAAGCCUCCCAGAGUACCUUACGUGCCGAACCAUCAGCACCAUCAUCAUCACCAUCACCACCACCACCAUCAUCAUCACCAAGGCUAUCAAGCCUCCGGCAGUGACAGCGGCAAUGGAUCCGGCGACAGCGAGUUCGAGACCAACAACUCCGGCGGCGCCAGCAACCCGUCCUCCUCGAUGCCGAUCAAGGGCGUGGUGAUACGCAGCCACUACAACACCAGCAACGACGGCACCAACGGCAACAACGGCAGCGAGUACGAGCUAUCCGCGGAGGAGCAGCUGGUCGUUGCCGCGCCGUCGCUGGAGAUCGCCACGAUGCUCGACAUCGAGGGCUUCGCCACGUUGCUGUUGCCGGCCGGCGAACACAGACCUCUCGACCCGACCGCCUUGAGAGGAGUCUCGGGGAUGCUGCUGGACUCGGCGCCGCGGGUGCUAGCCUCUCACCUCACGCGAAUCGACCUCGAGGUAGCGCUUCAGCCGGGCACGGGAAAUAGGAGCGGACUGAGCGGAAUCGAGCUCGCGACCUUGCCGCACGGCAGGCAAGCUAGAAUAGAUCUGAUCGAGAGAUCGGAGUGCCUGAAGCUGCUGGUGGCGGUCACCGUGUUAGCCGGCGCCACGGCUAUAGAAAGAGCGGCCACUAUCAGCAAGUGGAUCAAAGUAGCAAUCGACACCAAAACUGCCCUCGGCAAUCUCUACGGCUUCUGCGGCGUGAUGCUCGGUCUAUGCCUGCCGCAAAUUCAAAGGCUCGCUAACACGUGGCACCUGCUACGUCAGAAACACACGGACGAGGCUUUCAGCUUCGAGGCGAAGCUCAGACCCACUCUGCGAGCUAUGAACGAGUGCACCAAUCCCCAGGCACCCAACACUACACUCCCGCAUCUCUUACCGAUCGCCUUACUCGGAGAACGCGGACCCGAAGACGUUUUAGGCACAGUGACACCUUCCGGACUCGCAGCAGCGAUUCUUUCGCCAUGGGAGAACUCCGCGCCCGAUUGCGGCCUCUCGAUCGUCUGGUCGCAUCUCGAGGCCGCUCGCAAGCUGGCCGAGAGCUUGCCACUCUUUCGCAGGAACGCAGAGAUCGCCCUGGAAGGCUGCAGAAGCGACGAGCUGCUGUCCGACGCCUUUCGCACCGAGUUUCACAUCAAGUUCCUGUGGGGUAGCCGCGGUGCCACCGUUGCUCCGGAGGAGCGUCACCUCAAGUUCACCCAAGUCUUGGACGCGAUGUACGAUAAGUGCGCGGCCAGCGAGGUGACUGCUUAGAAGACAACACGGCGGAUUUCCGUACUCCACCACCCCACAGAACUCCCCUAUCUUCGCGUGGACGAACGUCCGAGAGAGAUAUUCGUGGACUCUUUCCCGGUCUUUCGUAAUAUCCGAGCACGUCGGCUAGCGCGACAGCGGAGCGCGAGAUCAAUCAAAAAAUUAUCCCGUAUGUUAAUUAACGCGGCGUUCAUCUAAUCGCUAACUACUGAUGUAAUCUCGAAUCGUGUAAUAUCGUAGAGCAUAUCCCAAGAAUAUCAAACGUUUCAAAUUCUUCCACCUGACCCAACGCUUGUCCCGAUCAUUGCACCAGCGAAAGUGCUCCAAAGAAUCGCGAUCGAGAGAAUCGAUCGAAGCUUACCUUUACCGUUUGAGUACUUAACUUUAAUUGACAGUGUCAUUCGAUAAUGUUAUGUUGUAAGUGUUGUUCAUACAUUUGUUCAUACUUAAUAUACAAAAUGAAAAAAAAAAAAAAAAAAAAAA
Messenger RNA from Harpegnathos saltator (Jerdon's jumping ant), 3339 nucleotides. RefSeq names its product breast cancer anti-estrogen resistance protein 3. The record is from RefSeq and is a predicted model, not a curated record. Gene Ontology annotation, molecular function: phosphotyrosine residue binding; guanyl-nucleotide exchange factor activity. Bases 181 to 2856 code for a protein of 891 amino acids. The transcript is spliced from 6 exons. Gene Ontology annotation, biological process: small GTPase-mediated signal transduction; positive regulation of peptidyl-serine phosphorylation. NCBI's taxonomy places the organism in Eukaryota, Metazoa, Arthropoda, Insecta, Hymenoptera, Formicidae.